AUUUUCUUUAUAAUCUUUGGCAAUUGGUUCUGCAACUACUAAUAAGAAGCCACACAACCACAAUAAGUAAAAAGAACAGUUCAUAUUCUUACAAGUCCAAAUAAAAAAUUGUUAAUUGAUUGUCUUAGAAUGUCGGUUUUGUCCAUCAUUGGCGCCUUAUGUAGUCUUUAUUCUAUAUUCUUUAUCAUCAGGUUUAUCUAUCGUCACUGGUUUAGAACACCUUUUUCGUGGGAAACUUAUAGAGGAGAAUGGGCAGUAGUUACAGGUGCAUCUUAUGGUAUUGGAGCAGCCUAUGCAGUAGAGCUUGCAAAAAAAGGUUUGAAUGUGAUUCUUUUGGCGCGUUCAGUGGACAAGUUACAACACGUAGCUCAACAAGUAGAAAGUAAAGGCGCCAAAAGUCUGGUCAUCAGUUUUGACUUUGCUAGUGCUUCUACUGAGGAUUGGAGACGCUUGGAGAAUCAAUUAAAUAGUUUGACAGUUUCUGUUCUGGUCAACAACGUGGGAGUCAACGUGAGUUUGCCCACAGCGUUUUUAGAGAUGGAAGAAGAAAAGAUGGAUCAAAUUCUUCGAGUGAAUAUUGUAGCUACUCAAAAGAUGACGAGAAUAGUUGUUCCGAAAAUGGUUGAACGAAGAAAGGGAAUUGUUCUGUUUCUUAGUUCAGGUGGUGGUGUAUUAAGUCCUGCACCUUAUUUAAGUUGCUAUUCUGGUAGCAAAGCUUAUGAGAACGCAUUAGCAACGGCACUUGCUGGUGAAUUGGAAUCCUCGGGUAUUAUAGUGCAGAGUAUUACUCCAUUCUUUGUUACAAGUGAAAUGAGCAAGAUACGUCAAUCUAGUUUGGCAGUUCCUUCAGCGGAAAGAUUUGCUCGCGAUAGUUUACAAAGUGUUGGAUAUGAAGUUUGUUCCAAUCCUUAUUGGUUUCAUGAAUGCAUAUCGAUUGUUCUUUCUUAUUUACCAUUGAAACUACAGAUUCGCUAUGUUGCCAAGUUACAUCGAGGUCUUCGUGAAAAAGUUUUAAGAAAGUCGGUACAUAAGAAAGAAUAAAAUUUUAGUCAUUUGUCAUUCAAAAGU
This is a messenger RNA of Galdieria sulphuraria, 1068 nucleotides long. RefSeq names its product beta-keto reductase. The transcript is spliced from 5 exons. Gene Ontology annotation, molecular function: oxidoreductase activity. The coding region runs from base 130 to 1041 and encodes 303 amino acids. The record is from RefSeq and is a predicted model, not a curated record. NCBI's taxonomy places the organism in Eukaryota, Rhodophyta, Bangiophyceae, Galdieriales, Galdieriaceae.